CGCGCUCCGCCCCCCUCGGCCAGCACUCCGCCGCCGCCGCCGUCGAGUGCCCAUCGCCCCACCGUACGUCUCGCCUCCCCCGGUGCCCAUCCCCGCGGUCCUGUAUCCACAUCCCGGCGUCGCGAUGUUACCCGGUCGGACCGUACGGAAAGCGACGCCCCCCGCCGCUCCAGCAGAGCGGGAGGUGGUGGCGGAGUGCGCCCUGCAGCUGCGCAGGAUCGGCGACAAGUGGGACCUGCGGCAGAAGAUCCUGAACCUCCUGACAAAGCUCUUCUGCCCGGAGACGUGAGCCCCCCCCCUCCGACACGGUGAAAGCAGGGGAAGACCUUGGUUUUGUGGAUUUGGAACGAGAGACUUCACUGACACUGGGUGAUGAUGAAAGCUCUUUGCGUUGCGCUUUGCUGCCUGCAGCCACGGAAGGAUGGCUGUCACCACAUGAUUUCUUUGAAGAGUGUUACGGCAAUGUUGGCGUGUGAAUGCCAAGUGGAAAAAAAAAAGAUAGUGGAUCCCCCUCACUAUGGGAUGGGGAGACUUGGGGCAAGACAGAACUUGCCCGUCAGCCUGGUCUGAGAAGACUUCCGGGAACCCGGUUUCUCCUGUUGCCCUCUGGUCCUCCCAAGCCACAGCGACGUGUCACCGAGGAGCUCAGACCACCUGCGGGAAGAAACCGAAAAUAGCAUCACUGUCUUGGAACUUGGGAAGGUGUAUCUCAAGGCCAGGUGCUCGGUUUCUGACUGCUCUCGUUUUCUAAAGCAUGGAUUCUGCUGGACAGGGACCCGGUGGUGGGAUUAUUUCCUUUGUUAAGUUAACCGCUGUCUUUAUUUAAAGGUUAUUUGUUACAGGAUGUUGCUUUGUAGACUAAAAAUUACAGUUCUAUGAAUUAACAUGAUGUUGCAUAGUUCUAGUUAAUAUUGUAUAUAUGUAUAUAUUUGUACAUAUAUAUAAUAUUUAUAAAAAAUACAAAUAUGUGCACCCCCUGUGUAUGAAAUGAGUAUUUCGUCAGCUAUUAAUUGAAUGGUACUUGUUAGGCUCAAAGGAAAGUAUGAAAAAAUGUUCAAAACAUGAUAUAAAAGUUGACGUAAAAGUAUAUUAAAUAGAAAAAAGCAUAAUGUUUUCUAAUCAUAAAGGAAAUACAUCAUGCAUCAGAGAGGGGAGCAUACUUUAGUAUAACAUUAUAUAAGACAUAUAUAUGACUAUAUAUUACACAGAUACAGAUAUUGAGGUAUGUGUGGUGGAAGGGUUCUUUCAAUAUUACAAAGAAUUUCUUAAAAACAGGACAAUACUGCUGUGUCUUUAUAAGUAACAAAAUAACUCUUCAACAGAAGUAGAUUUUAAAGUUCAAUCUAAGUUGAAUCUCAAGUUUUAUUGAGAAUGUUAUUUAUUCAAAGAAAGCAACUACCUCUCUUUGAAGAAAUAAUAUCAAUAAAAUUGAAUGUUACAGUCAGUACAGGAAAGUAGCCUAGGAUUUCUGAAUGUUUAAUGAGGCUUACAAGUGAAGGUUCUUCCCUUGUACUUUAUUUCCCUUUCAUUUCAUGGCAACCUCAUUUCAGUCCUGGAAUGAUGAAGCCAUGUAGCACAUCCAGUGGAUGGGGAUGAAUUACACUUAUCUCACUGAGGGGUUAUUACCUUCGGCCAGCUUUGGAGGAGCUGAAUUAAGCGUGCUGAUGGCUGUCAAGUCUAACAGUAACUCUGCUAGUCAAUUCCUGUCAGACACGACCCUAAACAGUGUUUUUUCAUGGGUGUGAGCUAGAAAGAAAAUGGCUGAAGCUAAUCAUGUCUUGUAGCUACCUCUUAGGUCAAUGGUCAGAGUUCCUACUCUUAACUAACCUGGUUUGUAAGUACAUUUGCAUUGUAUAAGGCUGUAUAGUUGCACGUUCUGAAUUCUGGCUCUGUUCAAAUUACUUUUUUUCCUGCCUUGAAGUGAAUUCUUCUUUGCACUUAUAUUUAAUUUUUCAGUUAUCUUUUCUGAAGCUGCCUUUGCAAAGUUGUCAUUACAUAGCCCUGGUCAUGCUGUUGCAACCAGCUGUGUAUGGCUGUUACUUGUUGUCACUGCUUUCACUAAGCAGGGGCUGAGUGACUUUUCCCACUUUCCGCACGGAGGACUGAGCCCCGUCCCACUGGUGUUACUGGGAGCUUUGCCGUCGGCUCGAACCAUAUGGACGGUUCCCUCCUCCUCUAGGCCAGCUAAUAGCUUUUCAGUGAGAAAGUUUCAAGAAUAGUUAUUAUUUUUCUUAGUACUGCCAAGUAACAUGUUUUGCUGACAUGUACAGAGGUCAGUUCUUCAGGUAUUAAAAAGUCAAGGCAAAGAGUUUCUGUUGGGCUACACACCAGCUCCCAGGCUAACUCCACGUCUAACUCUGCAAAGCUGUUUGUCAAAGACAGCCCUAACUUCUGCUGUAUGUCCUGGGCUUGGUGGAGUCCUCAUCAAGGAUACUAAACAAUGAUCAUGCCUGUCGGGAACUCUUGGGAAAAUUUGGCAUUAGUAUUCGCAUUACUUGCUGAAAUGUAUUUGAAUAAAAGUGUUCUGCUCCGUGUACGCUGCGUUGGAAUUCAGUAGGAGAAAAGGUGCGGGCUUCACAGAGUCUGCCCAGUUCUUCUGGCUGCAGCACAAAUGACUGUUAUGAAAAAAGCAUUCACUAAAAUGCAUUGUCAUGGGGAUAUCUGAGUUAAGUAUUAACACAGUAUUUUUCUGUCUAGACUAUUUGCUUUUUGUGAAACGUUUGUGUGUUUCUCUGAGCGUUGUCAACAGUGCUAGCUGUUCACCAGGAGCUCAGGGAAAAAAGACCUAGAUCCAAGUGGUCGGUGCCAGUAUAUGAGCAAGCGCUUGGUGAUGUUCUCCCUAAGAUUCCUUUUGUUACUUCUGCAAAAGAUCUGAUGUAUGACUGUAUCAACACAAGUUUGUUUUUCUUAAGACCUAUUCUGGAUACAGGCCAGAUGGUUCGCUGUAUAAGCCAUGCAUGUAUGUCUUGACUUAUUGCUAAGAUAAUAAAAGCAAAGCGUUCGCAAAAAAAA
Messenger RNA from Calidris pugnax (ruff), 3012 nucleotides. Its product is annotated as phorbol-12-myristate-13-acetate-induced protein 1-like. The transcript is spliced from 3 exons. Bases 125 to 289 code for a protein of 54 amino acids. NCBI's taxonomy places the organism in Eukaryota, Metazoa, Chordata, Aves, Charadriiformes, Scolopacidae. Gene Ontology annotation, biological process: DNA damage response; apoptotic process; release of cytochrome c from mitochondria. The record is from RefSeq and is a predicted model, not a curated record.